Molecule: messenger RNA, 1377 nt
Organism: Capsaspora owczarzaki ATCC 30864
Lineage: Eukaryota; Filasterea; Ministeriida; Capsasporidae
Exons: 3
Coding region: 1-552 (183 amino acids)
Biological process (GO): Golgi to endosome transport
Cellular component (GO): endosome; trans-Golgi network
Source: RefSeq, a predicted model, not a curated record
AUGCACGUCCCAGCCCAGCAGCAGCUCAAGGCGUACGCAGCUGCAAUGGACAAGACGCUCAAGGCGUUCGACAACUGCAAGGAGUGGGCAGACCUCAUCUGGUUCCUGGGCAAAGUGCACAAGCUGCUGCAAUCCUUCCCGAGCCAUCGCGCAGUCCCAUUCAAGACCAUCUUUGCCAAACGAUUGGCGCAAUGUCUCAACCCAGCGCUGCCGUCCGGUGUGCAUGCGAAGGCCAUUGAAGUGUAUGAUCUGGCAUUCUUUAAUAUGGGCCCGAUCGUCUUGGCGCGAGACCUCGUUCUGUACUCGGCAGGCUUGUUUCCGCUGCUGGCGCUGGCUGCGAGUCCCGUCAAGCCGCUCUUGCUGCAGCUCUACGAAAAGCAUCUCAACUCUGGCAAUCAUGGAUCGGCUCGCAACCGCCUUGCAGCCGCACACACUACACAGCGCCGUGUGGCACUCAAUCGUGACAUCACCGGCACACCGUGUUCACGCCAUCACUUACUUACUUUCAACGUUAACGCAACGCGACAUGUCGGACUCGCUGAUUCGGUCUGACCCCGCGUUAAUUAUCGGGGCUGUGCGCUCCGCCUUAUCUGACACCAAUGUGCUCGUUCAGCGUGGCACGUUGGACUUGCUGACCGCAACGCUAUCAUUGUACGCGAUGGCACCAUCAUCGCCUUCGUCUGGGAACGGCCCCGAUGACCGCGCUCCUGUACCGCUUUUGCAAGACACACACUGCAUCGAGCUCUUGAGAGCCGCUUUGCUAGUUGUGCUGCGCCGCGACGCUUCGCUCAACCGCCGCCUGGUGGCUUGGAUUCUUGACAAUCGAAACGAUGCCCCUGCAACGGGCAGCGCCAGCACCACCCCGUUGCCGACACCCCCAAUCAGCAUCAGCGCAUCCGCUCUCGACAGCUCGCUCGGCCAAGACCCGAAACAAUUGCUCGAAUUACCCGCUCCCUCGUCCGACGAAGGGCGCGGCUUCCAGGGACGCGGCCAAAGGCUACUCACCAGUGCGAUCGCAUCGCUCUUUCAGCAGGACUACGACGAUGCACGAACUGCGACUCAGCCCUAUCGAGUUGUGAUGGUAUUGCUUGACCACCCGCAAAUCUUUGGCAGCGUGAUGGAUGCUGUGCUGCCCGUCAUCCUCCAGUCCCUGUUCACCCAGUGCCGUGCCCGGCCAGAUCAAGCAGACACGCUGAUCAAAACGGCCAACCUGCUGUUUUCGAACUUGACGGUGGGCGCGGUCUGGCGGUGCUGUGGCACACUCGUCAACUCGCUCUGCAACAGCGACUCGUCCAAUGUCUCGCAGCUCCAGCUUGCAGCCGACCCGAGCCGCAGCAGCCAGCUCACUCCGUCCGCUUCGCAGUCAGUGUCUGGAGC